UGGUGGACCGGGACCAAACACAAGCAUUACAAGGGAGGAGGGAGCAUCGAACGGGGUAGCUCGUGCUCUCUACGCAACGAAAUAGUCAGCAAUCAUGUUCUCCCGUGCAGCAAUGGAGGCGGCUCGGGUUGCACGGUCCGUCCCUUUGAGAGCCCGCGUGGCUGCGGCGGCCAGCGCGGCGGCAGGGGCCGCGGCGGUGGGAGGCGCGACGGUGCUCUGCGACGACGCCGUGCACACGGCGGAGUACGACUGGCCGCACUCAGGGUUCCUACAAACCUUCGACCACGCAGCAAUCCGCCGAGGGUGGCAGGUGUACCGGGAGGUCUGCUCGACCUGCCAUUCGAUUAAGUUCGUCGCCUUCCGCAACCUCAUCGGAGUUUCCCACUCGGAGGCCGAGGUUAAGAAGAUCGCGGCGGAGUUUGAGGUAGAGGACGGGCCGAACGACGAGGGCGAGAUGUUCGAGCGCCCCGCCAAGCCUUCCGACCGCAUCCCCGGCCCGUACAAGAACGAGGCCUCCGCGCGCGCGGCUAACAACGGGGCCUACCCCCCGGAUCUCUCGCUCGUGGUGAAGGGGCGCCACCUGGGGCACCACUACGUGAUGUCCCUUCUGACGGGCUACACCGAGCCCCCCGUUGGCAAGGACCUCCUACCCGGACUUCACUACAACCCCUACUUCCCCGGGACGUCUAUCUCCAUGCCCCCUCCGCUCAUGGACGGUCAGGUCGAGUACCCGGACGGGACACCAGCCACCGUAUCCCAGAUGGCCAAGGACGUGACCACCUUCCUCGCGUGGUGCGCCGAGCCGGAGAUGGACGAGCGCAAGCGCAUGGGCAUGAAGUGGUGCUCGGCCAUGUUCCUCGGCCUGGCCCUGUCUAUGUACUACAAGCGCUUCCGGUGGUCGCCGCUCAAGACCCGCAAGAUCACGUACCACGACAUCAACCGCUAACGAUAGCUGCGGUAGUUUUGACCGAGGCCAACGCAUUCCCGUUAAUAGAAGUGCGGUUCGUUUUCGCUGCCGCCCCUGGGGGAUAUGAUGUUGCGGGGUCGAGUUCGGUUUUUACUUGUGGUAAACACAGAAGCGGUGCUCCGUAGGCUGGAAUCACACCUCCUCCUGCAGGAUACGCACGCACACUUGGCUUUGGAGGGCCCAUGGUGGGCCAGGGGGAAAGGGGAAGAAAGGGGAAACGUGACGCGCAGAAGAGACACUUUUAUGCUUUUGGCGAAGACCUCUUGAGCAGCGUCGUUGGUCGUUCGCGCUCAUGAGGGGGUGACGUUGGGAGGAAGCCCACACUGGUGGUAGUCUUGAUAUUCGCCUCAAGAGCAAGGAAGUUUUUCUGGCCGUGGUGUUUAGGGUGGUCGAGAGCUGCAGUCUAAAGCGUCCAUUUCGUUUGCUCGACGGGAGUCCUGCCCCUCCCUUUGUUUGCGUUUUGUGAAGGGUUUGGCCCCAACCAAGGGGACAGCGAUCGAUGAUCGAUCGGAGGAAAGAGAGAAGCAAGCGGGGAGGGAGUUGAAGAGGUCUGGGCAAGGUCGUGUGGCGUGAGCUACAACGGUGCGUGAGCUUCAUGCAACACCUCGCUUCAGUUGCGGGAAGACGUUCGACAUCACUAAGUAGGAAUUUUUUUUCUAGCCACCAUGUUCGUUCGUGCAACGCCGGAUGAUGUGCGUCAGGAAUCUGCACCGAAAGGAGUGUUAUGGCCAGCACCAGCGCGCACACAUGCGCGCGCCUUGGGUCCUUGUGCGCAACUUAGCCACCUGGCAGUGCGGUGCAGUUCGGCACGUCAAUCCUUGGUGUUAGAAGUAGGCACUCUUGAAACGCCCAGCCAGAGUGCAUUAACUGCUGUGACUUCGAUCCAUGGCAGCAGUUGGUGCCGAAGGGCAUCAACUUGCUGUGGACUACGCACCGACUGCUUCUUUCGAGGUCGACUCUUUGGCACCCGACUAAACAGGUGAUGCCUUUGCACAACGCCUGGGUGGAAUAAAGGCCACCUUUGCUCCUCGGCGGAGAACACCCGAGAAACGGCGCAUGUCGGCGUGUUGGGAUACACCCACGGGUCACACGCAAGCUGAGAAGGUUGCCCCGGAAGCGUUGCUGCUGGCUUGGAACACGGUACGGGGGCUUCGUGUUUGUGGUCCACAAGCAAAAAC
Molecule: messenger RNA, 2145 nt
Organism: Ectocarpus sp. CCAP 1310/34
Lineage: Eukaryota; Phaeophyceae; Ectocarpales; Ectocarpaceae
Source: the annotation of a GenBank genome assembly